AUAAGCUGACGGUCGCCGGACGGGAACCAUCACAGCCGAACACAUCCCGGUCGAGUUCGCACAUAUUCACCUCCCGUGUGUGCGUAGACUCCUGAUAACCGUAACGCACCUAUUGCGCACCGUUUCGCGGCCCGCAGAAAUACCGCCGGACAACACAAUAGUAUUAUCACGAUGUGUUCCACUGCAGCCGUUGUCCGGAGAGUCUCGUGCGUUUGCGCGGCCGUCGCCUUGGCCGCCGUCAUAUCGCAGGCGUCCGCGUCGUCCGCGGAACAGCAGCAGUCCGCCGGCGGUCUCGGCACGGUCUUGUGGUCGGUGCUGGACGGCUGCCUGGGCCCGGACUCGACCGAACCCACGGCCGUGUGUCUCAAGUCCAGGGCGCUGACCGCGCUGGACCGGGCGCUGGCCAGACCCACCGUGACCGUGGCCGAAGGCGUUUCGCUGGCCACGCGCGCCGGAAAGUCCCUGCCCGUAGAUCUGUUGCAGGCCGAGAAGGCGGACCGCGCCGCCCUGGACGCCGCCAAGGAUCCGGACCACAAGAACGCACUGCUGGACGACCUGCUCGUCGGCCGGCUGAACGAUUUCGUGUCCACCCGGUCUAUCGUGCUGGACGAAUUGGCCGGAGAAGAAGGUUAGUUGGCUGUUACAUACUGACCGCAUAAUAAUUUAAGGCCCACGAGGGGGAUAGGGUGGGAAAUUCCUCACUAAAAAGGAAUUUAGGUACUGCGUGAGGGAUAAUAUAGUGAUGGUGAAACUGUGAGAAUAAAAUACAAAAUGUGCAAGUUUACCAUAUCUAAAAUUAAAAACGGUUUAUCUCAUAUUUUUAAUUAAUAGAGGGAAGCGUGUAAUUUUUGAAAAUCUAAAAAGGGGCGCGGGCGUAGAAUAAAAGAACGUUUGAAAACACUGUUUUGGAGCACUUUUUCUUUCGUUGUAGUGAAAUUCAUCAUCGUAUACAUUCAAAUCUGUGCACAACACGUUUGGGUAUUUUUAUUUUUUUUUUACAUCUAGGGCACUCAAUUGUGUUAUUAUAUAUCGCUGAUGUCCGAUUUAAGUACUUAAAAAAAAAAUGUUUAGAUUUUCAACGUUCGGUGUUUUAUUAUUAUUGUAUUAUAUAUUUGUCCAUAGGUCGUAGCAAGAAAAAGCAACAGAAGUCAAUGCAACAAGCCAUCAUGAUGGCCGGAAUGACGGCCGUGGCAGUGCUGGGGCCGAUGGCUUUCAGUUUCGUCGCAAUGUUGGCCGGCAAAGCCUUGUUGGUCAGCAAAAUCGCUCUGGUCGUGUCCGGUAUUUUGGCGCUCAAGAAACUUUUCCAACCGCAACCGAAAAAGACCACCCACACCACGAUCGAGGCGAUACCGCAUUAUUACAGCGGCGGCGGUGGCGGCAACGGUGGCAGUGGCGGCGGUGGCGAACAAAACGUCGAACUGAACGCGCACGACAUGGCGUACUCGCAGUACUCGCAUCAAAAGUGACGGAUUCUGUCGGCCGUUAACUAUUAAUUUAUUAAUUAUUUAUAUAAAACAUAUCGCCAAAGUAAUGGCGUUCAAAUGCCAUGUCUAAUUGCCCGUGUUGAAAUAUUUUACGAAAAUUAAUAUAUUUAUUUUUAUCAAUA
This is a messenger RNA of Cinara cedri, 1606 nucleotides long. NCBI's taxonomy places the organism in Eukaryota, Metazoa, Arthropoda, Insecta, Hemiptera, Aphididae. The record is from the annotation of a GenBank genome assembly.